UUGUUCUUGAACUCGGAUUCUGCCCGCCAUUCUACAGUAUGCACAUGCUUCUCACGCUUCAAAGGUCCUUUUUAUUGUAUUUUCAUUCAACUUUCAAGCUUCUGAAUCGGAACGAUGAACAAAAAAGAUCGUUUUGUAUAAGAAUGCUCCCAGUCAUCUCUUACCGGUCAGAAAAAACACUCGCUUUCCACCCCCAACCUUUUUAAUCCUCAAAAUGAACAUGGACGCGACCUGGACGGCUCUAACAGAGAUCAGAGAUGCGGGACUCUACUUGAUGAAGAAUAUAAAUACACCUUCUGGUGAAGGAGAACAGGCCAUCCUCAUAUCCAUCUACACCAGAAUGCUGCUUCUGUUGACCCACCAUCUCUUUACUGUUCUUUCAGUACCAUUUAAAGGCCUUCUCGAAAGAUUACUGCAAGAGUUUCCGCCUAUCGACUUUACAGCACCCGUUGAUCCAGCUCGACACGCCGAGAGUUAUGAUCUUCGCCUUGACUUUCUACGAUUACUCCUUCCAGAGAAAAGAAUCGUUGAUGACGCAGUAUGCAUAAAACUCGUGCAAGAGCUUAUCCCUAGAUUGAUGCUUGUCGUGAAAAAGAUUCCGCACGACACGUCCAUUUCCAACGAGGAUUGGAAGCUCUUGCGACGCGAUAGCGAAAUUGUCUUCAUGGAGAUGGUUAUGAGCGACCUUCUACGAGAAUUCCCUUGCCUUGGAGAGGAUGACAUUGAGGCGGGGAGGACCGACGGCAGCCCUCGCUGGUACCGUUUAUUUCGAGACGAGGACGAGAACAGGGAUCUUUUCGAUGACGAUGAAGAGAUGUCGGACGCAGAGACUGAUUCUACCUUGUUUGUCUCGCCCGCCCUCAUAGACGAUAAACAGCUAUUCGAAGAGGACGAUGCAAUUGAAGCAUGCGAAACUCCAACUUGCUACCGAUUCUUCAUCGAUCCUGUCGUCCCCAGACGAGCACCGCCGAGCGGCGAGAGCGGUCAGCCUUUGGAUUUGCGGACUAGAAUGCUGAUGGAGAAACUUGCGGAGUUUUUAACCAACCGUCAGAGUGACAUACUGCAAUUGGCGGUGCUUUGACCUGUUCGUGGACGUGGAGAACAUCAUUCGGGCAGCUUGAAUUGAACACCCCGCACCAUUCCAUGAUUCUAUCUUUCAAGUAUACCCACUGGUCUGUAUGAUAUCAGUAUUUUAUAGUCAUUCGUGCUCAAAUUGCUGGCGCGUCCU
Marasmius oreades (fairy-ring Marasmius) is the source of this 1228-nucleotide messenger RNA. RefSeq lists its product as uncharacterized. Lineage: Eukaryota; Fungi; Basidiomycota; Agaricomycetes; Agaricales; Marasmiaceae. The transcript has 4 exons. The coding region runs from base 215 to 1081 and encodes 288 amino acids. The record is from RefSeq and is a predicted model, not a curated record.